Molecule: messenger RNA, 813 nt
Organism: Racocetra persica
Lineage: Eukaryota; Fungi; Glomeromycota; Glomeromycetes; Diversisporales; Gigasporaceae
Source: the annotation of a GenBank genome assembly
AUGCCUACGGGUAGAAAUCAAAGUCGGACCUUGACUAAUUCUAAACGUGCUGCCCAAAAUAGAGCUGCUCAACGUGCUUUUCGUCAACGUAAGGAUAGGUAUAUCAAAGAUUUGGAGCAAAAAGCAAAAAGUUUAGAUAAUAUAAAAAAGCAAUUCGAUGCUUUACUUAAAGAAAAACAAGAAAUGGCUCAAAUCAUUCGAAAUUUACGUAGUGAACUCGCUAAAUAUAAAGGCGAAGAGUUAAGUGAUGAUGAAGGGCGUCAAUCUUUUGGUGGGAAUAAUAAUUCGGCUAGUUCAAAUUCUACUUAUUCGCAUUAUGGAAGUUCUGCAAGAGAUGAUGAAUCUCAAGGUCUUGGUGAAGAACCUUGGCUUAGGCAUAAAGAUGGUCGUAAAGAAAGUUCUUCAAAUUCUAUUUCUACAACAAAUCGUUCUGCUUCCGGUCUUAAUGAAUCUUCACAGAGAGGGUCUGGUCUGAUUUUACCUCCGGGUCCAAAUACCGAUUCCUCCGUUGAUCCUUAUUUUAGACCUGAUUAUCGAAGUACUAAUUCUCAUUCCAGUCCCUCUCCACCUUCUUCUUCUGCUGAUCGUAACAUCCGUGGUUCUUAUAAUAAUAAUUCUGGAAGACCUGGUUAUUCUAGUAAUGAAGAAGAUACUGAUCGUGUAUAUGAUGAUUUAUGUGAACUUUUAAAGACCAGAACACGUCCUGCUUUACCCCAUAAUAUUAAUGUAAAUGUAUGGCCAUCAUCUCAUCCACAUUCUCCAAAUCAGACAAAUGUUGUGGCAACAAAUGGAAGUAGUACUGUUGUUGGAUAA